AUGGAUCUCUUCUAUCUCCACUAUGAGCCUGCUCCAUCCUCCCAGCACCACUAUGAGCCUGCUCCAUCCUCCCAGCACCACAUUGAGCCUGCUCCAUCCUCCCAGCACCACUAUGAGCCUGCUCCAUCCUCCCAGCACCACUAUGAGCCUGCUCCAUCCUCCCAGCACCACAUUGAGCCUGCUCCAUCCUCCCAGCACCACUAUGAGCCUGCUCCAUCCUCCCAGCACCACUAUGAGCCUGCUCCAUCCUCCCAGCACCACAUUGAGCCUGCUCCAUCUCCCCAGCACUACUAUGAGCCUGCUCCAUCUCCCAAGCACCACUAUGAGCCUGCUCCAUCCUCCCAGCACCACUAUGAGCCUGCUCCAUCCUCCCAGCACCACUAUGAGCCUGCUCCAUCCUCCCAGCACCACUAUGAGCCUGAUCCAUCCUCCCAGCUCCACUAUGAGCCUCUCCACUAUGAGCCUGCUCCAUCCUCCCAGCACCACUAUGAGCCUGCUCCAUCCUCCCAGCACCACUAUGAGCCUGCUCCAUCCUUCCAGCUCCACUAUGAGCCUGCUCCAUCCUCCCAGCACCACUAUGAGCCUGCUCCAUCUCCCAAGCACCACUAUGAGCCUGCUCCAUCCUCUCAGCUCCACUAUGAGCCUGCUCCAUCUUCCCCUGCUCCAUCCUUCCAGCUCCACUAUGAGCCUGCUCCAUUCUCCCCUGAUCCAUCCUCCCAGCUCCACUAUGAGCCUGCUCCAUUCUCCCCUGAUCCAUCCUCCCAGCUCCGCUAUGAGCCUGCUCCAUCUCCCCUGCUCCAUCCUCCCAUCUCCACUAUGAGCCUUCUCCAUCCUCCCAGCUCCACUAUGAGCCUGCUCCAUCCUCCCCUGCUCCAUCCUCCCAGCUCCACUAUGAGCCUGCUCCAUCUCCCCUGCUCCAUCCUCCCAGCUCCACUAUGA
Messenger RNA from Oncorhynchus masou masou (cherry salmon), 939 nucleotides. RefSeq lists its product as uncharacterized. The record is from RefSeq and is a predicted model, not a curated record. NCBI's taxonomy places the organism in Eukaryota, Metazoa, Chordata, Actinopteri, Salmoniformes, Salmonidae. Bases 1 to 939 code for a protein of 312 amino acids. The transcript is spliced from 3 exons.